Messenger RNA from Sabethes cyaneus, 4370 nucleotides. RefSeq names its product protein zer-1 homolog. The record is from RefSeq and is a predicted model, not a curated record. The transcript has 12 exons. Gene Ontology annotation, molecular function: protein binding. Bases 548 to 2824 code for a protein of 758 amino acids. Gene Ontology annotation, cellular component: Cul2-RING ubiquitin ligase complex. Lineage: Eukaryota; Metazoa; Arthropoda; Insecta; Diptera; Culicidae.
UAUGAAAUCGAACUUUAUCGUAAAAAUUAAACACAAUAUUAGCUACUAUUAUAGAAACGUGAACUGUUCAGGUUUUAUUUGAUUAUCUGUUUGCAAAGUUUGGAUGGUAUCCAGCUGAGUAAAAGACGAAAGUGAUUUUUUUUUGCGUUGUACACCGAGUGAUUCAACCGACUCAACUUUUUUUAUUUAUUAUUGUCGAAAAUAGCGUUCGGUUUAAUGGGUUUAAUGCUUUGAUAGCAGUCAGUGAAUUAUGUGACCCGCAUACCACGUAUCAGACAACGCUGCGAAACAAAGAAUAACAAUUAAAACUUGAGAACAGAAAGUAUUUUGGGUUGAAUUUCUACUUGGUGUUUCGAUCAAUAUAACAAGUGAAGUGUUGAAAUUGUUUACAGUACUAGCUUAGUUUUGGUUUGCUGCAAAAGUCUUAUGAAAUAACACCAAAUACGUAACAUCGUGAGUGUGUACCUGUUCCAAUCAGGAAAGACAAGAGUUCCACUGCAGCCUAGCAGUACAAAAAAACUGCUCCACCAAGUGGUGGUAGGUCACGAUGCUUGGACGUGUUCGCCUUAAAGAAGACGGUAUCAUGGAUGAGGAGUUGCCAACGCUGCUCGAGACGACGUUUCGCUACUUGGCUAAGAACUUGCAUGUGAUUUGCACCGUCGAUGCCGUAACGCAUCAAUUCGAGUUGAAGGACGACACCGUCAUCCCGAAUGAAAUUUGUGAUAGAUUCUUGCGCUACCAGCAGGACUGCGGCCAAGAUAUUAAUGAUCGUUUCAUACAGAUUUUCCGUGAUACGGAAAAGACACCGUUGCGUAACAUUCGGCUGCGAAAUAGUACGAUUACCAAUGAGGGAAUGCGAAUCCUGUUGCGACACAAACUCAACUCUUUAUCAAUGUGGUAUUGCAACAAGAUUACAACUGCCUCGUGGAACAUUCUCAUCGAAAACUGCAAGCAGUUACGUUCGCUAGAGUUGGGUCGCUUUGUCGAUAUGCUGAAACACAGCGAACCGAAUGAGAAGACACCGAUUGAUUUUCAACUGGUUUUACCCCAACUAAGGCAGCUCAUCCUUAACGGAGUUGUUUUGCAACCGUCAAUUCAGUUUGGUCACUUAUCUGAGUUGACUUAUCUGGAUUUAACAGCAUGUAUAUUUGCUGAAUUCAGUUUAAAAGCACUAGUCGAAUUGCCGAAUCUUAAAGCCCUCAUACUUUUCAACGUCUGGCCGUUGGACCACGAGUUCCCAACACUGUGUAAAUUGAAGAAUCUGCAAACCCUAGAUCUGUCGGUAUCCAGAGCCAAUGUUGAUGGAAACUACCUAACCCCUAAUAAGUUGUUGUCGAGUAUAGUGGAAAAUCUACCACUUCUACGACAUCUUGAUAUAUCCGGUACAAAUCUUGCCGGUGAUGGAGUAGCAACAGAGACAAACAACACUACCAAAAGCUCGGAUAUUCCAGGAUUAACUAGUCGUGCGGAUCGGCCUUUGGAUUUUCUUGGGUUGUAUUAUACAGCACAUUCGGCAUGCAAAUGGCAUGAUAUUCCAGCUAUAAAGAUUGCUGGAGAAGCUACGGAAGAACAAAUUCUGGUAGCUGCAUCCGUUUAUCAGGAUCGACACGAACUUCUGACUAAGGUACUAAAUGAUCUCUACCACCUGCUGCGGUUUGAAACCUGCAAGCAAAUUCACAAAGCGUUAGAUGUAGUGUUGUCUGCCAUGGAUAAACAUAUUCGAGUGAAGAAUAUACAGAUCAGCGGAAGUGCCACAUUAUUUUAUAUCGUAAAAGGACGUAACAAGAUUCAGUUUGGUGUUCCGUUGAAAAAUCAUAUUAUUCAUACGCUAUUAAAUGGAAUGUCGACACAUUUGACUGAUGAUACAAUGAUGCGGAAUGGUUGCCUCACCCUGUGUCAAUUUAACAUACCACAGGAUGUGUUAUUCGAAUACGAAAGGUUAGUCCGCAUUUUAUUACAUGGUGUGUCCUACCGCGAACAAGAAGGUUUUGUACAGCGAAUCGCUAUCUAUCUAUUGAAUUCGCUCGCAUGCCAGGUGGACGGAAGUCAAAAAAUGUUUCUUGGAGAUUUGGGUGCCAUAUCGACAAUGCUCAAUCUGAUUAGCGAUCGACUAUCGCGUAAAAUUUUCGACGAUGUGAUGGAGGUUGCUUGGUCCACAAUGUGGAAUGUGACAGACGAAACAGCAAAAAAUUGCGAACGAUUUCUCGACGGUCGUGGAAUGGAGUACUUUUUAGGAUGUUUGAAACUGUUUCCAGAGAAGGACGAUCUUUUGCGCAAUAUGAUGGGUUUGUUGGGAAAUGUUGCAGAAGUGAAGGAUCUGAGACCUCGCCUAAUGACACCGGAAUUUAUAACGGAGUUUGCAGAUUUGCUGGAUUCUUCCAGCGACGGAAUUGAGGUCAGCUACAAUGCCGCUGGUGUGCUGGCGCACAUUGCAUCUGAUGGAGAAGCGGCUUGGACUAUUCCUGUGCCUACCCGUGAUCGUGUUUUGGUACGCAUGGUGGAAGCAAUCGAGCGGUGGGACUUAUCAGCCGAGCGGAACAUAAACUACCGCAGCUUUGAGCCGAUUCUUGGUUUGAUCCGUUGCUAUCAUACCCCCGCUUGCCAGCACUGGGCUGUUUGGGCACUAGCAAAUUUAACCAAAGUUUAUCCCACUAAAUAUUGCCGAUUGGUAGAGCGCGAACGGGGUGUCGAUUUGCUUCAAGCUUUGAUAGAUCAUCCCCAACCGUAUCAUCGACUCAAAGAAUUGGCACAAAUGGUUUUGACGCAUUGCAGAAAUUUCAACGAUCAGAUCGAUCAGUGCCGUAAAAUGGAACUGGAUGGUUAGGAACAUGCGGCAUAUUUAAUUUCAGUAAAAACCGGCAACGGAAGUACAUUGGGUGAGCGCACGUUUACACAUUGUAAAAAUUUUAAGGUCAAACGGACGUUAUUGACGUUGAUUCAAAGGGCUCGAAUCCAAUUACCUAUAAUAAAUUAUUUGGUUUUCGGUACUGAACUGAAUUGGAUAAAAUAGAGAUUUUGCUAACCUAUUUUUAAUUUCUAUAUUUCUACUAGGAGAGUAUAUACUAAAAUAGUAUCAACCAAUUCAUCGUACUCAUACUUCAAUAAUGUCUGAUUUUUCCUUAUUAUUUAAUACUACAUCGUUGACAAGCAAAGCUGUUGUUGGAAAUAGCAUCUUUAGAGUAGGAUGUGUAUGAUACAAUUAUUUAACAUUUUAAAUUAAUCGCAAAACAAACACAAUUAGGCUUCUGUAGGUCUACAUAUGCCGUAAAUUUACAUUGGAUAUAAACAUAAUAACGAUCGUUACAGCUAUGUAGUAUACAAACAGUAUGCAGAACUUUAUUCUAUUUAUCAUAAUGUCUGGCUGCGCCAUCUUUACGAAUAUUUAUAAUAUAUGUUGCAAAAUCAAUACAAAAUUAUACAUGCAAAAAAUGUGCAUACUUGACUAUCGCAUUAUUUCAUCUGAUCAAUGGAAAUAUUCAAGGGCUACAAUUUUUACAAAUUUUAUCAUUUUGAUGUCGACUUAUACUGGUCAAGUUAUUUUAUAGUUUCUUAUGAGGUAGUAAAUGUGUUUUUUGUGAUAAACGUACAUUGUAAGAAUUGGGAAAAAUUAUAUGCAAACUGUGAAAAAUAAUUGACCGUCCAGGUGGGAUUUGAAUUGAGAGUUGUGGGCUCAAAUCCCACCUGGACAGUCAAUUGUUUUUCAGUUUCUAUAUAUUUUUUCCAGUUCUUCCAUUUUUUGUUCUUCAUAAAAAAACAUUUACUCCUUCAUAAAAAAGAUUGAAGGGUUAAUUAUGGUGUUUUAUUUAUGGAAGGCGUUUAGCACGAUGGGCUGAGUUAUUCAUCGUGUAAGGGGCUAUCCAUGUACAAUUUGCGAGCAAAACUAGAACUAUGCUGUAGGCCACUCUGCUUGUAUAUAAACCUAUUCUUUAUAACCUACCUGUUUCACCUGAACAUAUACGAAGCUACGAAUGUAGUUAUUCCCUUGUAAGUACUCCUUUUUCCGAUACAAAGCUGCAGUUCAAGUAAAUUCUUGUAUAAUAUAUUUUACCAUUAGUAAUAAAACAAAGUUCGUUGUAUAAUUUGCAGCAGACCAACUUGACAAUUUAAACAUGUUUCACCAUGUCAUUAGCUGGUCAAACAAAAAUCUUAUUGCGUUGCUUUGCUUAAAAAUCGCAAAACUGACAGAGUAUCUCCAUAGGAGUACUUUACUAAAAAGAAUACGUCAUUGCUUCGUAAUGUUAUGCUGAUGAUAAAAUUUACUUCGGUUUCAUGUAAAUUAUCUGUAUUUUUUAUGAAUCAGAUUGAAAAACUAGUUCUUUUGUCUAAAUGUAUAACAAUUUAAUCGGCAUCGCAAUUGUGAAGAUUAUAAA